UCGUGCAGCAUCACUUACUACUUGCUCAAAACCCCUGAGGUAAGGGUUCCGCCCCUGCUUUACAGAUGAGGGUCCUGAGGCACGUAGGAAGCGUUACUGUGGGCGCUCCUGCUGUGAGUCGGUGUUUUAGUGACGCACACCCGCACCCGGCAGAGGCGAGCCCUUCUCCCCGCAGCGCUCCGCGCGCAGGCUCCGGCGGUCCGCGCCCUCGGCCGGAAGGGAACGCGCCCGCAGAGAGCACCCGGGGCGUCCUGAGGGUGCUCCUUCCUCACGCUGUGGCAGAGAUGCUUCGGUCCCGUGGCCCCAGGUGGGGUGGCCCACUUCCGUCCCGGUGUGGGCGGCUGUGGAUGUCGGUGACACGGGCCGGCAUCCCUUCCGGGCUGCACCUCCGGGCGCUCUCCGGCCCUGACUCGCGCGCAUGCGCAGAGGCCCGCAGCGCAGGCGGAGCCGUUUCUCGGGAGGGCGCGUGGAGGGCGAAGCCGCGGCUAAUCCUGAGGAAACGCUCGCGGUGGCGGGUGCGUGAAGCAGCAAAGCCCGUGCCCGCCGCGGCUCGCGGAGACCCCGCCGGCCCCUCGUGCCCCGCAGCCAACUGCGGCAGUCGCCCGCCAGUGUCGCCCCGCCAGUGCGGGCCCGCGCCUCGCGAAGCCCGCGCAGUCGCAGCUCUCCGGAACAAGAUCCCAUCUAGUCCACUAGAAAGCAUCAAGGUAGAAAAUAACAAGCCAUAAAUGAACAUGUCCAAUUCGGGGCCAAAGACUGACAGGCCACUAAUGCAAAGUUCUCAGACAAAACCCAGCGCCAACAAAAACCGGCAACAACUAACUCACUCCACUUGUAUGCUCAGCUCCUAACUGUGGACCUUGAACGCUGAUGAGUUCAGGAAAGAACAAUUAUUUCUGUCAGUUCUUUGAAUGUGAUUUUGAGGGAUAGAAUAAAGUAAUAAAAUGAACACCUGGAAGGAGAGCCAGCAUGAAAAACAGUAGCUGAAAAGGUUCUCACACAAACACGCACGCACAGGAAUAAGGACCAGCGUAUUUUAUGCAUCAAAACACUUUAACAGAAUAUUGGAUAUGAAAAUAUUAAAAGGUGAGCUGCAAUACUUUAAAGCAGGGGUCCCCAACCUUUUAGGCACCAGGGGACUGGUUUCACGGAAGACAAUUUUUCCAUGGACAGGGGAUGGGGGUGGGGGGAUGGUCUCGGGAGGAUUCAAUCCCGUUAUGUUUACUGUGCAGUCAGACCUCUCUGCUAAUGGAAAUCCGUAUUUGCAGCCGCAGCCGCCCCCAGCGCUGGCAUCACCGCUCAGCUCCGCCUCGGACCAUCAGCGUUAGAGUCUCACAAGGAGCCGCAGCCCAGGCCCGCGCAUGCGCAGUUCAGGACAGGUUCCGCUCCUGUGAGAGCCUAAUGCCGCCGCUGCCGUCCGGGAGGCGGCGACGCGAGUGACCGGAGCAGCCGCAAACACAGACAGCUGCGCCGGCUCACAGCCCCCGGCCUCGCGCUGUGCGGCCUGGCUCCCACAGGCUGUGGUGGGCAUCAGUCUGCAGCCACGGCUUGGGACCACAGCUUUAAGGGACAGAUAUCAACAUUACCUGCAGCCUUGUGUUCUGCUAAGUCCAUGAGUUACACAUCACGCUGGCACAACUUUCCUAGCUUGUGAGCUAAUGGUUGAAACAUUAAAAUUCUCAAUCAUUUCCUCACCUUCUAAAAA
Messenger RNA from Microcebus murinus (gray mouse lemur), 1702 nucleotides. Lineage: Eukaryota; Metazoa; Chordata; Mammalia; Primates; Cheirogaleidae. The record is from RefSeq and is a predicted model, not a curated record.